This is a messenger RNA of Dichotomopilus funicola, 3600 nucleotides long. RefSeq names its product kinesin-like protein bimC. Lineage: Eukaryota; Fungi; Ascomycota; Sordariomycetes; Sordariales; Chaetomiaceae. The record is from RefSeq and is a predicted model, not a curated record. Bases 1 to 3600 code for a protein of 1199 amino acids. The transcript is spliced from 3 exons. Gene Ontology annotation, biological process: mitotic spindle assembly; spindle elongation; initial mitotic spindle pole body separation. Gene Ontology annotation, molecular function: plus-end-directed microtubule motor activity; microtubule binding; ATP binding. Gene Ontology annotation, cellular component: spindle microtubule; mitotic spindle; nucleus.
AUGGAGCGCAGACACACCUCGACGGCGCCGCCAACGCGGUCCGCCGCCGGUGGACGAUCCAGCAUACGGCCCGGGACAACACGAACAGGCUCGGCCGCGCCCCCCUCCCGACUCGGCAUGGCCCGACACGCAGCCACCUCGCGACUCGCGCGCGCCGCUUCUCCAGCCGAAUCUCUCAUGUCCGUGGCGACUUCUUCCGCUGGCGGCGGGAAGCGCAAGGAGCGCGACUUUGACCCCGACGACGGCGAGGCUACCAACAUCAAUGUCGUUGUGAGGUGUCGCGGGCGGAACGAGCGCGAGGUGAAGGAGAAUAGUGCGGUGGUUGUGCGCACUGAUGCUACGAAGGGAAAGCUGGUGCAGUUGUCGAUGGGGCCGAACUCGGUUAGCGACAAGACGUAUAAUUUUGAUCGGGUGUUUUCGCAGGCGGCGGAUCAGGGUAUGGUGUUUGAGGAGGUGGUGAAGCCGGUUUUGGAUGAGAUGCUCUCCGGAUACAACUGCACAAUAUUCGCCUACGGGCAAACAGGUACCGGGAAAACAUACACCAUGUCGGGCGACCUGACGGAGUCCAUGGGGAUGCUGUCCGAUAAUGCCGGCAUCAUCCCUCGUGUGCUCCAAGCCCUGUUCAAAAAGCUCGAGCUGGAUGAGCAAGAAAACUCAGUCCGGUGCUCGUUUAUCGAAUUGUACAACGAAGAACUUCGGGACCUCCUCUCCUCGGACGACAGCGCCAAACUCAAAAUCUACGACGACACCUCACGAAAGGGCCACUCGACGACCAUGGUGCAGGGGAUGGAGGAACGGUACAUCCAGAACGCUGGCGAAGGCCUCAAGUGGCUUCGGGAAGGGAGCGUCAAGCGGCAGGUGGCCGCCACCAAGUGCAACGACCUGAGCAGCCGUAGUCACACGGUGUUCACCAUCACAGUGUAUGCGAAACAAAAGACGGAGAACGGAGACGAUUUUCUCAUGCUGGGCAAGCUGAACCUGGUUGAUCUGGCCGGCAGCGAGAACAUCCAGCGAUCGGGAGCGGAGAACAAACGCGCGGCCGAGGCAGGGCUGAUCAACAAGAGCUUGCUCACCCUGGGGCGCGUCAUCAACGCCCUCGUCGACCGCAGCCCGCACAUCCCCUACCGAGAGUCGAAACUUACCCGGUUGCUGCAAGACUCGCUCGGUGGCCGCACCAAGACGUGCAUCAUCGCGACCAUCUCGCCGGCCAAGAGCAACUUGGAAGAGAGCAUCUCGACCCUCGACUACGCCUUUCGCGCCAAGAACAUCCGCAACAAGCCGCAGCUGAACGCGCUCACUAACAAGAAGACGCUCCUGCGGGAUUUGACGAUUGAGAUUGAGCGCCUCAAGGCCGAGCUGAUUGCGACACGGCAGCGGAACGGGGUCUAUCUGUCGAACGACACGUACGAGGAGCUGACGGUGCAGAACGAGUCGCGGCGUAUCCUGACGGAGGAGCAAGGGGCGAAGAUUGAGACGCUCGAAACGAAUCUCAAAAACAAGCUGCAGGAGCUGCUCUCGGUCACAUCGAACCUGAUGGGGCUCAAGAAGGAGCACGAAGGGACGCUAGCCCAGUUUGACGAAACCAAGGGGGUGCUGGACCAAACGGAAAUCGUGCUGGCGGCUACCAAGAACGCGCUAGCUGAGGAAACACACAUCCGCAAGGCCCAUCAGGAGACGGAAGAGCAGCUGGCCGUCCUUGGCGGCGACCUCCUCAACACGCUCGAGAGGACAGUCGGCGACAUUGACGGGCUCCGGGCCAAAAGCCGGCGGAAAUCAGACCUGCACAACCUCAACCGCAGCACGUGGCACAUGUCGCAGGCGCACGUGGCCGAUAUCACCGAACUCGUGGAGGGCCGCAUCGAAGAGUUUCGGCAGGGGCAGGAAGAGCACAUCUCGAGCGUCUCGCAGCGCAUGCAGAUGUUUGUUCGGGAAGAAUUAGAAAAACUGUCGUCGACUCAGACCUUUCUAGAUGAGAAUCUGGCGCAGUUUACCGAGUCGAGGACGCAACUGGUGGAGCAGCAGGCGCGGUCGAAGGAGGAGAUGGACACGGUGCUGGAAGAAAUCAAGGUUGUUCGGGACAACGUGAAACAGCGCGUCGGGGAGAGCCUCCAGGCCAUUGCCGCGGCGGCCGAGCGGAUUGCCGGGGAUGUGCUCAACGAGCUCGGCACGUUCCACAGCCAGCUGCAUACGUCGUACAGCUCGCUGGGAAAGGACUUCAAAACGGUGUUUGAGGAGCUGCUGCGGCACAUCCGCGCCCAAAAGGUUGAGUCCGAUAGGCUCAGACACGAGCUUGAAGAGGCGAGCCACGCCAUCGUCGAGUCGAACGAGUCGGCUUCCACGAGGAUCCAGGAAGUGCUGGACGAGGAACGGGCGCAGGCGGCGACAGAGCGGCAGGCUCUGCUCUCGCAGAUCACGAGGCUUAUCAACUCGCAGGCCGAGCUCCAAGAGUCACGCCUUGCAGACAAGGCCGCACUCGUCCAGGAGUCGAUCUUGGACUCGAACAAGGUGUUCCAGGGUAGCAUGGCGGAGUAUUCCACGGGCAUGAACUCGUGGAACGAGAAGGACGCCAAGGUGGUCGAGGAGGUGACUAGCUCUAGGGAUGCGCUUAAGACGCGACUCAAGGACGACUGGACGGUGGCAAACAAGCACAGCACCUCGAUCCAGGCAACCACCAAGUCGGUCCAUGCCGAGACGGUACGGGUUGUGGAAGAGCAAAUCCAAGAUCUGGACGCACAGAUGCAGGAUCUCGACGACUUUGUGUCACGGGCCAAGACCCAAAACGCGAGCCACCACGGCCAACACGGGGAGUCGGUCCAGAGCCUCAACAUCGCAGUCGAACAGUCCUUUGCCAACAUCUCAGGCCACUUCAAAGAGACCUUCGGCCGCGUCCAGGACCUCGGCGAGGAGAUGGACACCGAGGCGCAACAUCUCGAAGACGCCCUCGGGCCGCUCGAUCAACACGUUUGCCAGCCCCUCUCCGAACUCCGCGAACAUAUCCAACAAACCGAGCUCACCGAGUACGAACCCACCGGCGAAACCCCGGCCAAAGUCAAGUACGAGUUCCCAACCGACUUGCCGCGGACGAGUGCCCACGAGGUUCUGCUGGCUGCUAUCCGUGGCUCGCCCGUGUCGACUCCGGUUAAAUUUACGGCCGGCAACAGCAGCAACACCAGCACGCCAACCCCGGCUGUCCUGCCAGAUCUCGACCGGACGCCAGUGCCCACACCAACACGCCCAACGACGUCCGACAGCCAGCCGGAAACGGAAGGGUUAAGAGAAAUCGACGUCAACUUAGCGGGUGCUACCCCAACAACGGGGUCUAUCAACCUAGCCUCCUCCGGCCCAUCCAUCCUCUCCCCCCCAACCGUAUCAUCAACCGCCACUGCCACCGCCACCAUCACCACAACAAACGCCAACACAGGUGUUGAUUCAGCAAUGCCCCUACCAGUCUUCAAACAAGCGACGUCGAAGACAACAAAUGCGCGGACGAGAUCGUCACGACUGUCGAAACGAGCGGGGCUGAUGGCGGACGGGGCGGAAAAUAUGCCGCCGCCGCCGAUGCGGAGUUCGACUAGGAGGAAGAGUCCCAGGUUGAGGUGA